AUGUGCCGAAAUGAGAUACAAGUCCCAAGAAACUCGGGCGUAACCAAGGGCUGGUGUCUAGUAUUCCAUACUCAAAAUGUCACUAUUUUGAGCCAAGAAAAUUGGGCCUUUCCAUGCAAGAAAAAAGAAGAAGUUUGUCCUACAAAGACCGAAUACGUUGAUCUAUUUGGAAGUAAUACACUAGUAAAGAUAUAUAUAUAUUUUAGUGGUGGAGAGGCUGAUGUAUAUGGAAAUAGCUCAUGGAAUUCAAUGAGCGCGGCUCGGGUAACACGACAAGAUGGGCUACGAGCAUACAGUUCUACGAAUAUUGCGUUUUUCCUUGAUAGGCAAAACUAUAUGAUAGAAAAGGAGAGAAUCUUUAAUGACAAUCAGGGAUAUUAUGUCGAAUUAAGGAAUCUACUAUGGCUAUCAUUUUGUUUCUUAGAAAAGUUAAAUGAUAUUAAGCAAGACGUUUAUUCGUUUGACGGUCUGUUUAAGUAA
This is a messenger RNA of Phycomyces blakesleeanus NRRL 1555(-), 480 nucleotides long. RefSeq lists its product as hypothetical. Lineage: Eukaryota; Fungi; Mucoromycota; Mucoromycetes; Mucorales; Phycomycetaceae. The transcript has 3 exons. Bases 1 to 480 code for a protein of 159 amino acids. The record is from RefSeq and is a predicted model, not a curated record.